AUGUACAGUGUCGCACUAUAUAAAAUCUCCCGAGUGUUUAGAUACAUAGGAAACCAUGCACGAUUAUUUUUUAUCUCACUUGGCACCUUCAAUUUUGCUGAUUUCAUUUGCAUUACAGCCAUUCCACUCAGGUUACAAGGACCAUCAACUAUUAAUGGUACUGGUCGUGUGGAAAUAUUAUACAAUGGGCAAUGGGGAACGAUCUGUGAUGAUGAUUGGGACAUAAAAGAUGCUAGAGUUGUAUGCCGUCAACUUGGAUAUAAAUAUGGUGUUAGAGCUCUUCAAGGAAGUCAGGUUCCUGAUGGUUCUGGACAGAUAUGGUUAGAUAACGUUCGCUGCACUGGGAGUGAACAAAGUUUGAGUGAAUGUACCCAUUCUGGUUGGGGAAUUGAAAAUUGCGGGCAUAGUGAGGAUGCUGGAGUUGAAUGUUCUUCAGCAGGUAAAUUUGACGUACAAAGCUAUAUAUUGUUUCUCUGGAAAUAUAAAUUUUAGACUUAACUGGGAGUAUUUAUUUUCUAAUAAUGUGUCUAUUGGUCCAUGUGGUGUCAUGCAUGAAUCGAACCUUACAUACAGUCAACAUUAAUGCAAGAACGAACCACAAAAUCGAUCAUGUCGUAUUCAAGCCAUAAUCAUCUCUAAUUCAACAGUGCUGCUCUAUAUAGUUCUUGUUAUUUUCGUCAUUCACUCAGAUAUUCGUCUUGUCUAUACAGGGAAAUCUAUCGCCGUCCGCUUAAGAGGUCCAUCAAGUUCGAAUGGCACUGGUCGUGCAGAAGUAUUUUACAAUGGGCAAUGGGGAACAAUCUGUGAUGACAGCUGGGAUAUAAAUGAUGCUAGAGUUGUAUGUCGUCAACUUGGAUAUAAAUAUGGUGUUAGAGCUCUUCAAGGAAGUCAGGUUCCUGAUGGUUCUGGACAGAUAUGGUUAGAUGACGUGCGCUGCACUGGGAGUGAACAAAGUUUGAGUGACUGUCUCCAUUCUGGUUGGGGAAAUGAAAAUUGCGGGCAUAGUGAGGACGCUGGAAUUGAAUGUUCUUCAGUAGGUAAAGUUAACGUAGAAAGCUAUUUAUACUUCCUCUAGAAAUAUAUUUCAGAACGAGAUAAAUUACAAACGCAAUAAUAUUUUGAAACUUUCACGCAUGAAAGUACAUUUAAUUAUACUUACUGCUUAUCAAAUACCCCCGGCCCGUGACCCUCCCACUUGCAAAUCACGGCCAUGUCAGUUCUUGUGAAAAGCUGAAAUUCGGCAAAAGUGGGAGAAGGAAACUACAAUGAAUAGAAUAACGAUAAAAUGUCGCCUUCUUGGGGUUAUAGUUUUCUAUAGGUUAUAGAAUGCGAGAAAUGCUAUUUAUUUGUUUAAUAUGUACAAGUUACUGGAGCUUUGUCACAAGUGACAAGUAUAUCCAUCACAUAAUUUAUCACUCUAUUGAACUUAAACUGAACUUAAGUUUAUAUAUUGGUGGAUCUGGUAGCAGUUUCCCGAAGAAAUGUAUAUAUAUAUAUAUAUAUAUAUAUAUAUAUAUAUAUAUAUAUAUAUAUAUAUAUAUAUAUAUAUAUAUAUAUAUAUAUAUAUAUAUAUACAUUUCUUCGGGAAACUGCUACCAGAUCCACCAAAUGUUGUGUUCGUGUUUGAAAUUUCGAUUUUAGGAAUUUUACCUUCCAUUUUCAACCAAAAACACAGCAUUAUUUGGUAUAAAAACACCAAGGAAAUACUCAUGAAAAUAUUUUAAUAUCAAAACUUGCUGUCUCAGAAUAUAUUUGUUGUUUAGUGGAAUCAGAUGUAGUUCUUUUAUUUCGGACCAUUCUAACUUGAAGUAAAUGUUGAUAUUUAAAUUGAUUGUACUAAGUUAUACUUUUUAAUGUUUACAGCGAUUCCGCUCAGGUUACAAGGACCAUCAAGUGCGAAUGGUAUUGGCCGUGUUGAAGUACUCUACAAAGGGCAAUGGGGAACAAUCUGUGAUCAUAAAUGGGAUAUAAAUGACGCCAAUGUUGUAUGUCAUCAACUUGGAUAUAAAUAUGGUCUAAGGGCUCUUCAAAAAGGUCAGGUUCCUAGUGGUACUGGACAGAUAUGGUUAAAAGAUGUCGAAUGUAAUGGAGUAGAGCAAAAUUUGACCAGUUGUCCCCAUAAGGGUUGGGGAAAUCAUAAUUGCAACCAUCAUCAAGACGCUGGAGUCGAUUGUUAUUCAUCAGGUAAAGUUGCAGUUAAUUUAAGUUUUACGCACAUGCGGCAAAUUAUAACGCUUAAGCAGCAUCAGUUUAAUUAGUAACGUCGUCAUGUUCUAACAUGAUCGCACUUUGUUGUAGCAAUCAUGUUAGAACUUGAUUUUCGCCGAACGUCAAGACAAAGUAAGGGAUUAAUUGUCUCCUCCGUCCUAGACCUUAAGAGAUCACAAUUGUGGGCACCGUAA
Paramuricea clavata is the source of this 2402-nucleotide messenger RNA. Lineage: Eukaryota; Metazoa; Cnidaria; Anthozoa; Malacalcyonacea; Plexauridae. The record is from the annotation of a GenBank genome assembly.